Messenger RNA from Didymella exigua CBS 183.55, 2904 nucleotides. Its product is annotated as AP-2 complex subunit alpha. Lineage: Eukaryota; Fungi; Ascomycota; Dothideomycetes; Pleosporales; Didymellaceae. Gene Ontology annotation, molecular function: clathrin-cargo adaptor activity. The record is from RefSeq and is a predicted model, not a curated record. Gene Ontology annotation, cellular component: AP-2 adaptor complex; membrane coat. The transcript has 3 exons. Gene Ontology annotation, biological process: clathrin-dependent endocytosis; intracellular protein transport. The coding region runs from base 1 to 2904 and encodes 967 amino acids.
AUGUCUGUGUCAGCGAAGAUGGCAGCGGCGGGCAAAGGAGGACUGUUCAGCAGGAGCAGCAACACUUCUGGCGAUGUCCCCACCAUGCGUGGGCUGGUCUCCUUCAUUGCGGACUUGCGUAAUGCUCGAGCGAGAGAAUUGGAGGAGAAGCGAAUCAACAAAGAAUUGGCGAACAUUCGACAAAAGUUCAGAGAUGGUGCUCUGAACGGCUACCAGAAGAAGAAAUAUGUUUGCAAGCUUCUGUACAUCUAUAUCCUGGGCUGGAACGUCGACUUUGGGCAUCUCGAAGCGGUCAACCUCAUCUCGGCCACCAAGUACUCAGAGAAGCAGAUUGGAUACCUUGCAGUAACACUUUUCCUCCAUGAGCAGCACGAGCUGAUACAUCUGGUCGUCAACAGUAUCAGGAAGGAUCUCAUGGACCACAACGAGCUCAACAACUGCCUGGCGCUACACGCUAUUGCGAAUGUGGGAGGCAAGGAGCUAGGUGAAGCACUGAGCGGUGAGGUCCACCGGCUUUUGAUCUCGCCAGCAUCGAAAGCAUUCGUCAAGAAGAAGGCCGCUCUGACUCUCCUCCGUCUAUAUCGUAAAUACCCCGGGAUUGUCCAGAAUGAAUGGGCCGAGCGCAUGAUAUCGUUGAUGGACGACCCCGACAUGGGCGUAGCGCUCUCUGUUACUUCUCUGAUCACCGCCUUGGUUCAGGACAACGCAGACCAAUACAAGGGAAGCUACGUGAAGGCUGCAAACAGACUCAAGAGGAUAGUUGUGGACAACGAAUGCGCUGAAGGAUACUACUACUACAAGGUUCCAUGUCCCUGGAUACUCGUCAAGCUGCUCAAACUCCUCCAAUACUACCCACCUCCUGAGGAUACACACGUCCGGAACCUGGUUCGCGAAGCACUACGAAAGAUCAUGGACUCUGCGCUGGAGAUGCCAAAGAACGUGCAACAGAACAAUGCACAGAACGCUGUUCUAUUCGAGGCGAUCAAUCUAGUCAUCCAUCUGGACACCGAGCCGGAUCUGAUGGUGACAAUAUCUACUCGCUUGGGCAAAUUCAUUGCGUCUCGCGAGACAAAUGUACGAUACUUAGGCCUGGAAGCUAUGACACAUCUGGCAGCCCGUGGAGAAACACUGGAUCCCAUCAAGAAACACCAGGCUAUCAUCAUUGGGUCGCUGAGAGAUAGGGACAUCAGUGUGCGAAGACAAGGCUUGGAUCUCCUCUACAGUAUGUGCGACCAGACAAAUGCGCAGGCCAUUGUGGGCGAGCUGUUGCGUUACCUUCAGUCUGCCGACUACGCGAUACGAGAAGAGAUGGUUCUCAAGAUUGCAAUUUUAACGGAGAAGUAUGCCACAGACGUGCAGUGGUAUGUGGACAUCACACUGCGCUUGAUCGCAAUGGCCGGAGAUCACGUUAGUGAUGAGGUCUGGCAGCGAGUCAUCCAGAUUGUGACCAAUAACGAGGAGCUGCAGGUAUAUGCAGCUCAAACCAUCCUGGCCUACGUCAAAGCCGACUGUCACGAAACGCUCGUCAAGAUUGGAGGCUACAUCCUCGGCGAGUUCGGCCACUUGAUUGCUGACAGCAAAGGCUGCAGUCCAAUUGAGCAAUUCAUGGCGAUGAGCGCAAAGAUGCGAGGUUGCUCGUCUAGUACACGGGCUAUCUUGUUAUCUUGCUAUGUCAAGUUCGUGAACUUGUUCCCCGAGAUCAAGCCUCAACUUCUACAAGCAUUCCGCGCCUAUACACACUCGCUAGAUUCUGAGCUUCAACAAAGAGCAUGCGAGUACCUUGCUCUCGCCACAAUGCCCACGGACGAUCUGCUGCGAACGGUCUGCGAUGAAAUGCCACCAUACCCUGAGAGAACAUCAGCGCUGCUUUCGAGAUUACACCAGAAACAUUCAACAACGAGCGACAAGCGAACUUGGGUCGUUGGAGGCAAAGAUGCCAACCAAGGAGAGAUUGGCCUUGCGCGACAGAACUCAACAGCUGGUUUCAAGAGAGCCCAGACAAUGCCAGUGCAGGGUGAGCAGAAGGCAGCUGUAUUCAAUGGGACCAACGGUGGAGCUUCUCUGUCAAGUGAUCUUGCCGGCCUUGACCUGAACGUUGACACAAACAAGGUGCUGAGCGGACCGAAUUUCGCCAGCGCCGCUCAUCUAAGUCCGGACUGGGAAAUUGGCUACAAUCGCUUACUGCUUCGGUCCGAAGGGGUGCUCUACGAAGAUCAGCAAGUGCAAGUUGGUCUGAGGACAGAGUACCGCGGCUCAUUGGGAUGCCUGAUAUUCUACUUCACCAACAGAUCUUCGUUCCCCACGAACUCCUUUACCACCACACUGGAUAACCGAUCUGCAGAGACGCUGAAAACGGACGUCAAGGGCUUGCCGGACACAGUGAUACAGCCCGAGGGUCAGACACAGCAAACCAUCAUGUUCGACUGUAAGAAUGUCUUCAUACAUGCCCCGACAAUUCGCGUAUCCUGGCUUGCCGGUGCCAUGCAAGGCAUCACACUGCAACUGCCCGUGUUACUGCACAAGUAUAUGGAAGGCGCAGAACUCAGCGCCGAAGAUUUCUUCAAGCGCUGGAAGCAGAUUGGCGGUGCUCCGCGCGAAGCGCAAAGCAUCUUUGGCCUAGUCAACAAAAGCCGAACCAUGGACCUUGCGUUCGUCAAGAAAGUUGUCACAGGCUUCAAAUGGGGCAUCGUUGAGGGCGUGGAUCCAAAUGGAAAGAACAUUGUCGGAGCGACGGUCUUGCAUACCAGCGAGGGCGGCAAGUUUGGGUGUCUGCUGAGGCUGGAACCCAACUUUGAUACGCAGAUGUUUCGCAUCACUAUCCGCGCGACUGAUGAGGCUGUGCCGCCAGUCCUUGUCAAGGCUAUGGAGGAGCGACUUUCGCAGGGCAUCGAAGGCAUGAUCUGA